Molecule: messenger RNA, 1278 nt
Organism: Amoebophrya sp. A120
Lineage: Eukaryota; Dinophyceae; Syndiniales; Amoebophryaceae
Source: the annotation of a GenBank genome assembly
AAAAAACAGCCUUGGCCAAGGCCAAGGCAUAUUCUUGCCACGUCCAUAAUGCAGGCGUUCGGCUGCACUUUUGCAAAAGUGUUCAACUUUGUGAACAAAGCGUUGUGGGAAGAACGACGAAACUUCCACUUCUUCGCACAUUUUCUGGUUUUUUCUUCAUUCAGAGACGUAGACGGUUUGUCAUUUGUGACUACUUAGAAACUCGCAAAAUGGCCGGCGUUCUGCUACAAGUUUUGGGCUUUUCCGUGCUAUGCGGUUUUGGUGCUUGGGUAUGUUGCGGCAGUGGCGCUGAGGUCUUGCAAGGCUUUUGGCGCGACUCGCUCCCGCUGAUGCCAGAAAGGGUGAAAUUCGUGGAGCUGGCCGAUGAUGACACUGCGGCAGCGGGCUACAAAAAAUCCAUCGCCGGCGAUCACCAUGCGCGUUGGUACGACUGUUCCACGGAAAUCGAGGCAAAAUCAGAAAUGGAAUGGACGACUGUUUCCGCAUCGCCUGACCCCCUGACGCCAGAUGUGCAGCAGGUGGUCCGCUUGAUACUUUUUGCGAAUAGAAAAUUCUCGAAUCUGUAUCCGUGGUAUGGGCGAUUAGCAUCUUGAUCCAUAUGUACAUUACAUGUAGAUUUACCUCUGAACAACAAUUUCGAUCUUCAGGUGAUCCACAAGGAGUUCACGUAUCACGGGAAGUCGGAGCGGAGGGAGUUGGAAGCGAGCUUCCAACAGAUGUACAAGCUUUUCGGCAAAGUCUGGAUCACUUUCGUGUACAUCCCGAAGCUCGACGUGUGCAAAGACCACCCCGGCACCUGCCCGCUGCAGCCGAACGACCACCGAAUUUUGGAGACCAAACACGCCAAGCUCGCCCCCUUCACGCCGCUGGGCUGGUAUCGCAGUCGGCAGGUGUAUCACGACGUGGAAACCGGGGAUCCGAUCGGGUGCAUCGACGUCAAGCUGUACUACGAAGCGGCUCCGGGCUCGAAAAGUAGGAAAUUUUUGGAGAAGCGGACGAGCAAAACGAGCGAUGGGAACGCGAAGAUCGAAGAAAUGCCGCGGCAGGAGUUGGCACAAAGUAAUCCCACCAGUGAAAGAAGCGAGAGCGUUUUCCCUUCAUUUUCCUGGUUUGCAUCGAUGCGGAGCGAAGCGAAGCCAGCUGCGGAAAGCGAGGAUGGCGAUGGAAACAGUAGUGAAAAUCGACCGGACCAUCACGACUCGGCUUCUGCCUUAGUGAGCUGAAAACAGUUGCGCGGUUUGAGUGUAUUCAGCCCGUUGUAGCAGGCGACAAGUGACA